AAAAAUGAAGAGGGAAAGUGUGGACCAUCAGGAGAUAAUGAAGAGAUGGCCAGUGUAUCAACUGACAGAAAACAGGCCUCAGUAACCUCUCAGAAGCUGGGCCUUGGAGCUAAGCUGGGUGAAGUAGUCACCACCUGGAAUCUAGUUGCCACUGUUCUGGCUGCUGCCUGUGGGUACCAUGCACAGAGAGGAUGUGACACUCUCAAUUUCAAAAUGUAAAACUUUGAAGGAAAUGGAAUUAACUUAAACUUUUGGGAUAGACUGUUACUACCACAACUGAAAUGCCCAAAUAGAGUGGAUACCUGUGUAGUCAACUCUGCAGUUUAUGUUGUUUAUGAGUUGAUGGAAAAGCUGAAGCAGCUGUGGUCUGGAAAUAGAAUAUAUAUUAGCCUCCAUGCUAGUAGUUUGAUUUUUCAGCUUUGCUGCCUGUUACAAACAUGGUGCCUUGUGGAUGCCAGGACAGAAGUCUGUUGAAGUGAAUACUGUGGUGAUCCUGUGGUUCAACUACACCCAUGUGGUCAUACCUCAUUUAUCUUACACAGUGAUCAUCCUCCUCAAGUCCUAGAUUCUGUGGUACCCACUGAAAACAUUGAUUUAUAUGAAGUGGAGAAUUAAGAGUGGUUCACACCAGAAUGGCUGAUUGUUGAGCAUCUCACUGAAGAUAAGUACAGAAAACAGGCAGCUAGUGCUCUGGAAGACCUGUGCUAGGCCUUCUGCUGACCUGACCCCAACCUGGCUGGCCAUCUCCAAACUCAAGGCUCCUAAAAACUUUUCAGACUUUGUUCUUGCAGCAGGAAAGCUACUUGUUGCCUAGGAAGUCAGUCUGCAUGAAGAGCAAUAUGGCCAGCAGUUUUGUUUUUGUUCGGUACAUGUUUAUAUUUUUGUGGUGAAGAAAACUGGUCUUGUGGUCGUGAAAAACAUGAAAAUUGUUGGUCUCCAUUGUUCUAGUGAAGAGUUACAUGCUGGGCAAAUUGCACUUAUUAAACAUGGGUCAAGGCUGAAAAACUGUGAUCUUUAUUUUUCCAGAAAACCAUGUUCUGCUUGUUUGAAAAUGAUUGUAAAUGCUGGAGUUAACCGAAUUUCAUACUGGCCUGCUGAUCCAGAAAUAAGCUUGCUUACUGAGGGUUCUAGUUCUGAAGAUGCAAAAUUAGAUGCCAAAGCAGUAGAGAGAUUGAAGUCAAACAGCCGGGCCCAUGUGUGUGUCUUACUCCAGCCUUUGGUGUGUGAUAUGGUGCAGUUUGUAGAGGAGACUUCUUAUAAAUGUGACUUUAUUCAAAAAAUUACAAAAACAGUGCCAGAUGCUAACACUGACUUUUAUUCUGAAUGCAAACAAGAAAGAAUAAAAGAAUAUGAAGUGGUAUUUUUGGUUUCAAAUGAAGAAAUGCAUAAGCAAAUACUGAUGACAAUAGGUCUGGAGAACCUGUGUGAAAAUCCAUACUUUAGCAAUUUAAGGGAAAAUAUGAAAGACGUUAUCCUACUUUUGGCCACAGUAGCCUCCAGUGUGCCCAGCUUUAAACACUUCGGAUUCUACUGUAGCAAUCCAGAACAGAUUAAUGAAAUUCACAAUCAAAGUUUGCCACAAGAAAUUGCAAGGCACUGCAUGGUUCAGGCCAGGUUAUUGGCUUAUCGAACUGAGGAUCAUAAAACAGGAGUUGGAGCAGUCAUUUGGGCAGAAGGGAAAUCUAGAAGUUGUGAUGGAACCGGUGCUAUGUACUUCAUAGGAUGUGGCUACAAUGCCUUUCCUGUCGGAUCUGAGUAUGCGGACUUCCCUCAUAUGGAUGAUAAGCAGAAAGACAGAGAAAUAAGGAAGUUCAGAUACAUUGUACAUGCAGAACAGAAUGCCUUGACAUUUAGAUGUCAAGAAAUAAAGCCAGAAGAAAGAAGUAUGAUUUUUGUGACCAAGUGCCCAUGUGAUGAAUGUGUACCUUUAAUUAAAGGUGCAGGCAUAAAGCAAAUCUAUGCAGGGGAUGUAGAUGUUGGAAAAAAGAAAGCAGACAUCUCUUACAUGAGGUUUGGUGAACUUGAAGGUGUUGGCAAGUUUACAUGGCAGCUGAAUCCAUCUGAAGUUUAUGGUUUUGAAAAAAAUGAUCCUGAAAGGAGAGACAAUGGUGUGUUGAGAGCCACGCCUGCGAGUGAAGAGCAGCACUGCAGCAAGAAGCUGCGCCUGGAAAAGCACCCCGAGGGCCUGUCCAUGCUGCAGUGACAGCCUUGGGAACUGUCACUGCGCUCCUGCCCUGCAGCCCCGUGGCCAAGAAAAUGAAAGAUUUUGUGAAUCACUGAAAGGUUUUUUAGGAUAUGUUAUUGAGAAUAUUUUAACUUUACAUUUAUUUAUAUAUUUUCUAGAGUAUGGCAAUGUAUUCCUUUAUUAUACUAAAUGAGAGAGCAGUAACGUAAGGAGACCCAGCUUCUUACUAGCAGAGACAGAUUUCUGUUUAUCUUGAAUUUAUACAGAAGUUUUAAAAGGGGUGGGUUCACUGGAGGUCACACCAAAAGAUGGAAUUAUAGAUCUUUUGAGAAUUAUUAAUUUCUUUGGAUUACAAGAGUGACAAUUAGUAAAUUGCUCCAGGAAACAAAAGGCAAACUGAUCAUAUUUUUAGAGUCCAUAUAUAGCUAACCAAAAGAUCACAUUUGUAUCCAGAUCUUCCUGGUAAUCAGAAUUUACUUAAUUAAGACUGACUAAUAAAGUUGGUGGACCUGGUCUCCAUUUUAAUAGUAUUUUUUUCAAAUGCUAAUAUCUUGGGCUGGGGUAAAUUAGUAGAGUGCUUGCCAAUAUGUGCGAGGCCCUGCAUUCAAAUCCCAGAACCACAAAAAUAAAAUAAA
This is a messenger RNA of Octodon degus (degu), 2820 nucleotides long. It is a transcript of the gene Cdadc1, whose product is annotated as cytidine and dCMP deaminase domain containing 1. Lineage: Eukaryota; Metazoa; Chordata; Mammalia; Rodentia; Octodontidae. Gene Ontology annotation, biological process: dUMP biosynthetic process; dTMP biosynthetic process. The record is from RefSeq and is a predicted model, not a curated record. Gene Ontology annotation, cellular component: cytoplasm. Gene Ontology annotation, molecular function: zinc ion binding; dCMP deaminase activity. Bases 920 to 2203 code for a protein of 427 amino acids. The transcript is spliced from 9 exons.